Sipha flava (yellow sugarcane aphid) is the source of this 543-nucleotide messenger RNA. RefSeq names its product cyclin-dependent kinases regulatory subunit-like. Gene Ontology annotation, molecular function: ubiquitin binding; protein kinase binding; histone binding. The coding region runs from base 241 to 477 and encodes 78 amino acids. Gene Ontology annotation, cellular component: SCF ubiquitin ligase complex; cyclin-dependent protein kinase holoenzyme complex. Gene Ontology annotation, biological process: regulation of mitotic cell cycle. The transcript has 3 exons. NCBI's taxonomy places the organism in Eukaryota, Metazoa, Arthropoda, Insecta, Hemiptera, Aphididae. The record is from RefSeq and is a predicted model, not a curated record.
GUUCGACCGUUGUGUACGGUCCUUAGACGUAUGUUCAACGAUAGUAAUAUCACAGAUUACAAUAUUUAAUAGUUAGUUAACUUUACUAUACAAUAAGGUUAACAACAGAGCAUUGUUCGUAUCAUUAUCUAAUGGACAAUGGUUGAUUAGAAGAACGUCGGUCGGCGUAGAGGUACUUGUUAGUAUCACAUUUUCGCAUCCCAAAUGCCUUGAGCUUACUUCAUUUGUCGAGGACCGAACAUGCCGAGGGAAGACAUUCAAUAUUCGUCGAAGUACGAAGACGGCGCAUACAUUUACAGACAUGUAAUAUUACCAGAUGACAUGGCCAAACUGGUACCAAAAACUCAUUUAAUGACAGAAACUGAAUGGCGAAAUCUUGGAAUUCAAAUGUCUUCUGGCUGGAUGCAUUACAUGAGAUAUGAUCCAGAACCACAUAUAAUACCAUUUAGACGAGCUAAAAAGAUGAUGACAAUGUGAUAAUAAUAUAAUGUUUUUAACUCUAGAAUAAUAAGAUAACAUAAACUUUAAAAACUAUAUUUGAAA